AAGAGAGGGAGUCAAGUUGGACGCUGGAAAGAUUUCCAAGAACCCUGGGCGUCGACAAGUUGCCAAGUUGGCCCUGAAACAGUUUCUGGGGCAGAUGGGGUAUGAACGUCAACAAAGGACAGCUUACCUAUGUGCAUACGGUGCCAGAAUUUAAUAAGAUGUUGGCGGAUCCUACUAAAACAAUCAAAGAUGUCUUUCUUCCCACGCCUGAGGUGGCUGCCAUUUCCUGGGAGUCUGCGAAAGAGUUUGUGCCGCAGGAUGCCUCGACCAACAUUUUCCUAGCAACUUUUACGACAGCUUGGGCUCGUCUCAAGCUGUAUAGUGAAAUGGAGAAGCUGGGUCGAGAUGUCCUGUACCACGACACAGACUCCAUAAUAUAUGCCUCAAAUGGAAGAAAUGAUCCCCCGUUAGGAAAUUUUCUUGGAGAGUUCACGGAUGAACUGGAUGGAGAUGUCAUUAAAACCUUCGUCUCUGGAGGACCGAAAAACUAUGCAUACCAGACGGCCACUGGGAAAACCUGCUGCAAAGUCCGAGGAUUUUCAUUGAACUUUCCGGAAUUCCCAGUUGCUGAAUUUUGA
This is a messenger RNA of Stegodyphus dumicola, 578 nucleotides long. RefSeq lists its product as uncharacterized. The record is from RefSeq and is a predicted model, not a curated record. Gene Ontology annotation, biological process: DNA replication. Gene Ontology annotation, molecular function: DNA binding; DNA-directed DNA polymerase activity; nucleotide binding. NCBI's taxonomy places the organism in Eukaryota, Metazoa, Arthropoda, Arachnida, Araneae, Eresidae.